AACGACAUAAAUGCUCAAUUUAUUCAAUUUAUUUCUCUCUUUCUUUAAAUCUUUGCAAGCUCUCUUCUGCAAAUGCACUUCUUCUUCCUCUCAAACCUCAAAACCCCAAUCCUAAAACCCUAGCGAGACAAAGCCAUGUCUGACGUCUUCUGCACUGACUGCAAGAGGCAGACGGAGGUCGUCUUCGACCACUCGGCGGGGGACACCGUCUGUUCCGAGUGCGGUCUCGUCUUGGAGUCUCACUCCAUUGACGAAACCUCCGAGUGGCGAACCUUCGCCAACGAGUCCGGCGACAACGACCCCGUGCGUGUUGGCGGGCCCACCAACCCGCUUCUCACUGACGGCGGCCUCUCCACCGUCAUAGCCAAGCCGAACGGCGCCUCUGGCGAGUUCCUCACCUCCUCACUCGGCCGCUGGCAGAACCGCGGCUCCAACCCCGACCGCGGACUCAUCGUCGCCUUCAAAAGCAUCGCCACCAUGUCCGAUAGGUUGGGACUUGUUGCAACUAUCAAGGAUCGGGCUAAUGAGAUAUAUAAACGAGUUGAGGACCAGAAGUCUAGUAGGGGAAGAAAUCAGGAUGCAUUAUUGGCUGCUUGCCUCUACAUAGCUUGUCGACAAGAGGACAAGCCUCGCACUGUAAAGGAAAUUUGCUCUGUUGCCAAUGGAGCUUCCAAGAAGGACAUUGGCCGAGCGAAAGAAUACGUAGUGAAACAACUGGGUUUGGAGAAGGGCCAAUCUGUAGAGAUGGGAACAAUACACGCUGGGGACUUUAUGAGGCGUUUUUGUUCUAAUCUCGGUAUGAAUAAUCAAGCUGUUAAAGCCGCUCAGGAAGCUGUUCAGAAAUCAGAAGAAUUUGAUAUAAGGAGAAGCCCCAUAUCAAUUGCUGCAGCAGUUAUAUACAUUAUAACUCAGCUUUCCGAUGAUAAAAAACCCCUCAAAGAUAUAUCAGUUGCUACAGGAGUUGCAGAAGGAACCAUUAGGAACUCGUACAAGGAUCUUCAUCCUUAUGUUUUCAAAAUAAUACCAAAUUGGUAUGCAAAGGAAGAGUAUUUGAAGAACUUAUGCAGCCCUUAGAGAAAAAAAAAAAAUUAACGACCACAUUUAACAACUUAGAUGCCUUUGGAAUGUUCUGUCCUUAUGUACUGACUGUUUUAUAGUUUUAACUCAAUGAAAAUGCCUCUUUUUUUAUGUUA
Vigna umbellata (rice bean) is the source of this 1193-nucleotide messenger RNA. RefSeq names its product transcription initiation factor IIB-like. Gene Ontology annotation, cellular component: transcription preinitiation complex; nucleus. Lineage: Eukaryota; Viridiplantae; Streptophyta; Magnoliopsida; Fabales; Fabaceae. The record is from RefSeq and is a predicted model, not a curated record. Gene Ontology annotation, biological process: DNA-templated transcription initiation; transcription preinitiation complex assembly. Gene Ontology annotation, molecular function: TBP-class protein binding.